AAUCAAUCUACUGUUUUUAUUAUAUUAUAUAAUCAUCUACAGUUUUUUUUCAUAUAAUUAUAUAGUACAAGAGGCAUAUGGAGGUUCUCCCAUAUACAGUACUGAUACUCUAUAAGCAAUUAUCUAAUCUCACAUGCUGUGGCUAUUUUGGAUACUGGCAGUGAUAAACUGGACAUUGAAUUUGCACAGUGUAGUAUUUAAGAAAGAAGAAGAGGGCAGUUCUACAUGAAACACGUCGUAUCCAUCUUAUGUUUCAGCUGUAGAUUCAAGAAAGUAGCACAGAUGAAGCCUGAAUGAACAAGUGAUCAAACAGGUUUGCCCUUGUGUUUGCUGAUCAUCCGUCAGGUGAUCACUCUCAACUGUGUCUCAGUAUGGAUCCGCUCCGAUCGUAGUUUAUUCGCAAAAUGGAACUAAUGGAGGAAACUUAAAGCUUGAAAAGGUAGGAUUCGUGCCUUUUGUUCUUUUAUUAGUGCUUUCCUUUUUAAAAUGCAUUUAAUAAACACAAGCCUGCAAGAAUCCACACUUGUCUUUCCCUUAACAGAAUGUCAAAACAGACGAAACAUAUAAACAUUUUUUUUUUUACUUAAUAUAUCAUGUCAAAUACUAUAUUACUAACAGUAUAUACAGGAUUAUAUAAAUCUGAUUCUUUUCUGGAUAAAUAUGAAUAUCAACCAAUAUCAAUAACUCCAACAAAAGUAACUUAUGUUCUUCAUUUCCAGGUCUGUAGAUUGCAGAAAGACAUGAUUUUCUUUCCCGUUUUGGGUCUGUCCUUCAGAGAAAUCCUGCUGUCAUUCUCAGAGGAAUUGGAAUAUAGUAUUUUGGGCAUAUCUGUUGUCCUUUUCCUUAUAGCCCUCUGCCUUUUGAUAUGGCAGAUUUACCACUACUGUACACGCUUUCCUGUUUCACAAAGACCUGCAGAUAUCCUGUCAACUAGGAGCGGAGGCUUUCAGUAUGCUACACAAACAAAUGAUCAUAAGAUGGAGGUUCAUUAUGAGGAACUGAGCCACAGACUGCCCCCUGGCAUCUCUUGCACUAACCUGGGCAGUAGUUUAGAUCUAGCUAGCAUGGCCGAACUGGAAGAGGAGAACAUCCAGGGAUCUCUGCGCUUUUCACUGUUCUACGAUCAGCUGCAGUCCAAACUGGUGGUGACGGUACUGGACGCCCAGGAUCUAGCCAAGCGAGACUUCAGUCAUAGUGUGGACCCGUUGGUUUGGGUGCGGUUGUUGUGGGCAGAAAGAGAGGAUGAGGAGCAGGGUUCAAUGCAGUGUGUUCUGGACGAAUGGCAGACACGUCUAGUGAAGAAGAGUUGCAGUCCUGUGUUUGGAGAUCAGUUCUCUUGCACCCUGGCUGAGGAGGAAGUACCAAGAGUCACUGUUAGAUUUGAGGUUCGGGAUUUUGAUAAAUACUCAAGACAUGGAAUUCUAGGAGAGGCCCGUGCUCCCCUGAACAGUCUGAAGCUCUCAUAUCCCCUGGAGUUAAGAGAGGAUCUGCAGGUACCCAGGAAAGAUAUGGUUGGUGAGGCACUGCUCUCUCUGAAAUACAUGCCUACAUCUCAGAGGCUGGAGGUGGGGGUGUUGAAGGUCCGCACAGUAUGUCAUCCCAAUAAGACUGAAAGAGCUCUCUAUGCCAAAACCAGCGUUACCUGCAACCACUGCAAACUUCGACAUCAGAGGACAGAACAGAAGAAGCGUUGGGAGGUGACUGUGUUCAAUGAGGUCCUGACCUUUGUGUUGCCAGAUCAACAGAUCAGAGAGUGCACCAUUAUAGUGUCCGUUUACGAAAUUCAGCCUUCUAAGAAGUCUUCCAAACAUCUGAUUGGUCACAUCCACAUCAAAAAGGGCAAAACCUUUGAAAAUGAGCACUGGAAACUGAUGAUGCAAUCACUACGACAGCCAAUCGCUAAGUGGCAUUUAAUCUUCAUCUGAAUACACCUCAAGUGUUUAUUGACGCUUCUAGUUCCAGUCAUACAUCUGACUUUCGUGUCUGUUUCAGGAUGGAAUGAGGAAAUGUGCGCUGACGAGAAAAUUAAAUGUUAAAUUUGGUUGCUCAUUGGGUUUAAAAACACAUACAAAGGCGAUAUAAGUUUAUAUGGUUGUGUUUCUUUAACUAUGGAAACUUCUGGCCCAGUAGACUCAGUCUCACUAGUAGGUCUUUUUUCAGUUAACAAUAUACAACCUGUAUGUGACAGUGGAGAUACAUGUAUAAAGUUGCUAUUGUAUGGAGAACAUCAGCACAGAACAUUUGUGUCAUCUCAAACAAUGAACUGUUAAUAGGAUCAUAUGGUGGAAAUCUAAAACAUUUUUGGAAUAUGGCUGACUAUUUUAUCUUGCUAAGUUAAUUUCAUUGCCGCCAUUCAUUGUAUUCUAAAAGCAAAUCAGAUGUAUUUACAUUCUUUGUUUAAUUUAGAGAUGUUUGGUAAUGAUGCACAAUAAAAUAUUCAAUUCAAAGGCGAGAUUUAUCUUGAUUUUUCUUCCUUUUCAACCCACAUCAUGUCUCCUCAUCUGAAGCAUGCCCUCCAC
Carassius carassius (crucian carp) is the source of this 2519-nucleotide messenger RNA. RefSeq names its product synaptotagmin XIX (gene syt19). Bases 594 to 1925 code for a protein of 443 amino acids. Gene Ontology annotation, molecular function: SNARE binding; clathrin binding; calcium ion binding. NCBI's taxonomy places the organism in Eukaryota, Metazoa, Chordata, Actinopteri, Cypriniformes, Cyprinidae. Gene Ontology annotation, biological process: cellular response to calcium ion; calcium-ion regulated exocytosis; vesicle fusion. Gene Ontology annotation, cellular component: axon; synapse. The record is from RefSeq and is a predicted model, not a curated record. The transcript is spliced from 6 exons.